Plasmodium cynomolgi strain B is the source of this 810-nucleotide messenger RNA. RefSeq lists its product as hypothetical. The coding region runs from base 1 to 810 and encodes 269 amino acids. The record is from RefSeq and is a predicted model, not a curated record. The transcript is spliced from 2 exons. NCBI's taxonomy places the organism in Eukaryota, Apicomplexa, Aconoidasida, Haemosporida, Plasmodiidae.
AUGGCGCGGCAGAGGUGCCCAGCAAAAUGGCUUCACCUGUCGAGCAUCCGCGGGAUUCAGGCGUGUUUGAAGAAGACAGACAAGCAAGAAACCGAAACGGAUGCAGAAAAUACGAACGAGAAGAACUCGUACAAUAAUAUCAGGAACGAAAUGGUCCUAUCGUUCAUUUGUUUUAAUAACACAGAGUACAUGCACGAGUAUUUAACUGUGGAAAAGGUGCAGAAGUUAAAAUGGGAAAGGCUGGAGUCAGCAUCAGUGUCAGUGUCAGAGGCAGCAUCGGUGACAGAGGCAGCAUCGGUGACAGAGGCAGCAUCAGUGACAGAGCCAAAAGAAAGUCACCCAGGGGGGGGAGAAACAGGCAAGUGUAGCAGCACUGCACAUAGCGAAUGCAAAAAUGGAAAAAUGGAAAAUUUUCGUAGCAAUAAGGAUGAACUCCUCCCACUGGAAAAUUAUUUUACAAAUAUUCUGACAAUCGAAAGUGGACAGGUUGGUUUAUUUUGCAUUGACUCCAUAAAGCACAGCGCUGACCUGCUGUUUCAAAAACACGGAAUGAAUGACAUGAGCAGUAGGGAACAGCUGAAUAAUUUAUUCAACCAAAACAUGAACGAUCUUUAUCCUUGGUUCGAUAAAAUUUGCAAUUUAACCAUGUCUUCCUCAGUCGCUGUGAUUGAUUUUAUUGAUAUGCCCAUUGGCUGUGUUUGCCUGUCCAGUUCAGACUGUGUUGUUAACUAUUUAUGCGAAGUGGUACGCGAUGAAGUGACUGACGAGGUGUGGGCCAUUCGAGUUAACUUCCUGUCGCCCUUGAAAUGA